This is a messenger RNA of Panthera uncia (snow leopard), 1196 nucleotides long. RefSeq names its product ORAI calcium release-activated calcium modulator 2 (gene ORAI2). The record is from RefSeq and is a predicted model, not a curated record. Bases 176 to 940 code for a protein of 254 amino acids. Gene Ontology annotation, biological process: store-operated calcium entry. Lineage: Eukaryota; Metazoa; Chordata; Mammalia; Carnivora; Felidae. Gene Ontology annotation, cellular component: membrane. The transcript is spliced from 3 exons. Gene Ontology annotation, molecular function: store-operated calcium channel activity.
GGGGGCCGUGCUCAGCGCCCCGGCCGGGCCACGGGGCCACAGGGCAACACGGCCACGCCGCAUGCCACAAGCCUGAGUGGGAGCGGAGCCGGCCGGCAGGCAGGGCAGCUCGGUCCCGGGAACCCUCUGGGAUGCCUGAGAGUAUCUGCCUCCUGCCCCCAGCCUGGCUCCCACCAUGAGCGCUGAGCUCAACGUGCCUGUGGACCCCUCCACUCCUGCCUGCUCUGAACCCGGCCACAAGGGCAUGGAUUACCGGGACUGGGUCCGCCGCAGCUACCUGGAACUGGUCACGUCCAACCACCACUCUGUGCAGGCGCUCUCCUGGAGGAAGCUCUACCUGAGCAGAGCCAAGCUGAAGGCCUCCAGCCGGACCUCCGCCCUGCUGUCAGGCUUCGCCAUGGUGGCCAUGGUGGAGGUGCAGCUGGAGACCCAGUACCAGUACCCGCGGCCGCUGCUCAUCGCCUUCAGCGCCUGCACCACGGUGCUGGUGGCCGUGCACCUCUUUGCCCUGCUCAUCAGCACAUGCAUCCUGCCCAACGUGGAGGCCGUGAGCAACAUCCACAACCUCAACUCCAUCAGCGAGUCCCCGCACGAGCGCAUGCACCCCUACAUCGAGCUGGCCUGGGGCUUCUCGACCGUGCUGGGGAUCCUGCUCUUCCUGGCCGAGGUGGUGCUGCUCUGCUGGAUCAAGUUCCUGCCCGUGGACGCGCGGCGCCAGCCCGGCCCCCCGCCCGGCCCCGGCGGCCACACGGGCUGGCAGGCCGCGCUCGUGUCCACCAUCAUCAUGGUGCCCGUAGGUCUCAUCUUUGUGGUCUUCACCAUCCACUUCUACCGCUCGCUGGUACGCCACAAAACCGAGCGGCAUAACCGCGAGAUCGAGGAGCUGCACAAGCUCAAGGUGCAGCUGGACGGGCACGAACGCAGCCUGCAGGUCGUGUGAGGGCGCGGCGCCCCGGGCACAGGCCAGCAGCCCCCCCCCCCCCCCACCCUCCCAUCCCCUGGGAGCCAGCGAUGAGCUGCUUGCCUUCCGGGGAGCAUCACACGGGAACGUGGGGAUUCCUGACAAGGCUGCCUAGGCACUGCCAGAAAGUUCCAGACCAAAGUCUCGUCCCUGUCUUCAUGUCGGAGAACCUGGCUGGAUGAUGCUCCCGCAGAAAGUGGAAAUCUGUAGUUGAAAGAGAGACUCUGUUGCCAAG